AUGAAUUCAAAAGCGAAUCUCAAGGCUGCACGUGAAGCCAUUGGAGCGAAAAACUUUGACGAAGCUGUCAAGGCGUGUAAACGUGUGCUCGUAUGGGAAGGUGCCAACUACAACGCAUGGGUAUUUCUUGGUGUUGCUUAUACUGGUCUCAACGAUGACGAGGAAGCCGAGAAUUCGUACCGACGUGCUAUCGAGAUCGAUCCAGACAACAUGCUUGCUUGGCAAGGUCUUGUCAGUUUUUACGAGAAGCGAGAACGAUUGGACGACAUGGCCAAGAUUGUAAACGAUCUGCUACCCCGUGCUGCUGAAAGUGGGGAUGGCAAUCGCGUGGUGGAUUACUUGAAUAAGCUUGUGCGUGUAUACGAGGAUAAGGAUGAGGAAAAGUACAUUGCCACGCUCAAACUCUUUUUGCCAUCGAGCCAAUACUAUGAUUUGAUCAAGGACACCAAAGCUAUGCGAUCGCCCCUGGAUAUCUGGACUAUCAUCACAGGCAUCACUGAAGCCAACCAAGCCAAGCUUAUCGAAGGUCGUGUCCAAUCUCGCCGUUUGGGUGUCCAUGGAGGCCCUGUGGAACAAGUUCGUGCACAAGUGGAAGCCGAAGUGAAUGCAAAGACACAGCUGGGCAGCAUGUACGAGACGCUUCUUCAACUCUCCAAAGACAACGGUGCAUCCCCAGAGACGAUCCAAGAUUUUGAGCUCAAGUUGUUGAAUUAUUGGUAUAAGCGAAUCCCUGCUAUUCAAGACAAGAACGAGUCAUAUACCAAUGCUCUGCAACUCGCAAAUUCACUCGUCAAAGCCGGCAUUAAUGAUCCACUACCAUGGCAAGUCCUCAUCGAUACAACGGAUGCAAAGGAUAUCGAUCAAUAUGAUCACCAACUUCUCGAUGACCUUGUAACACGAUUCCCUGACACUGGUCUGACAAAGCUCGUUCGUGGAUACAGGCUAUACAAGGAGAAUGAUAUUGAUCAAGCAUUUGACCUAUUUGCGGAAGGAAUGGAUGAAUGCCCGAGCAGUUUAUUCGGCUAUCAAUGUCUUUGCUGGAUCUACUACGACUCCAAGGAAUAUGAAACAGGCUUAGAAUAUGCCACCAAAGGACGUGAUUUGGUAUUGAAACGGGCCAAGGACAUGGGGAGCAUGCAAGAAAAGAUUCUCGAUUCCAUGGAACUUUGUAUGGCACAUUGUUAUCGCCACCUUGAUACCAAAUAUUAUCCAGACGCCAUGGGAUUCUAUCGAAAGAUCUUGGGUCGUGAACCUGAUGAGAUGAGUGCUUUGGAGGGCGUUGGAUUGAUUUUACGAGAAGGUGGACAAUACGAUGAAGCAAUGACGUAUUUCAAGCGAGUGCAUGAAUUGGAUCCCAAGCGACAUAUAGCUCUGGCAGAGAUUGGAUGGAUUUAUUGUCAGCAACACGAUUAUGACAAGGCUAUUGAAUGCACAACUCAAGCGAUUGAACUUGCUGAAGAGGAUAUCCCAGAGUACUAUUACCGAAUGGGCCGUAUUUACUGGGAAAUGGGAGGAGAAUACCGUGAAGAUACUAGCUACGCAUUCAAGUACUUUAUGCAAGCCGUCAAGUUGGAUCACGAGUUUGCUAGUGGAUUUGCCUAUUUGGGACACUUUUAUCGAGAGGUGCAAAACGAUGCGGUGCGAGCCAAGAAGCUGUAUCAAAAGACGUUCCUCCUUGAUCCUUUACAAGUGGAUGCUGCCUUUCACUUGAGCAACUAUUACGUGGAGGAUGAUGAGCACGAGGAAGCCGAAGCUGUUUUCAGACAAGUGACCCAGCUUGUUCCUAGGUUGGGAUGGGCUUGGCGACGACUUGGUUAUGCAAACAUCAACGGCAAUCAAUAUGAUGAAGCGAUCACAUGUUUCCAAAAGGCGUUGCGGUGUGAUGCACGCGAUUUACGAUGUUGGGAAGGAUUGGCUGAAGCAUAUGCUCACGAAGGUCGCUUUAUCGCUGCUCUCAAAGCCUUUGGUCGAGCCACGGAUUUGGAUCCCUCAUCUGUUCAUGCCAACUUUGAAAAGUCACUUGUCAAGAAGAACAUUGGACUCUUGGAUGAAGCCAUUGCUGGAUUCAGAGAAACUCUCAAGCUUGCUGAAGAACAAGGCAAGCCGAAUUACUUGCCCGCCGUCAAAGGACUUGCCGAUACCCAUCUUGAACAAGCCAAGGAAGAGUUGCAACAAGGUUUCUUGGGACGUGCUGCUGAAAGCUGUGCUCAAGCAAUUCGAUUGUCAUUGAUUGGCUUGCAACAAGACCCAGCCGUUGUUGGAUUUUGGAAGCUUUUAGGCGACACAUGCACUGUUUAUCGCAUUAUCCCAACCAACAUUCAGCUAUGUCCAUACAACGAGCUUCAGCAAGUCAUUGGACUUUUGUCAGAUAGUUCACCGCAUGAAAAACUCGGAUUUCAACCUGAUGAUCCAUGUGCUGACCUGGUCAAGGAUUUCGUGCAGUUGGAUGUUGCUGAUUCAGAGUUCUAUUUGCCACCCAAAACAGCAUUGAGUGUGGUGCUCGCAUGUGCUACCUUUGUUUACAAGCAAGCUUUGGUGGUAUGCAAGAACCAUCCUACUAUUGCUCCCGCUCUUUGGCAUGACCUUGCAAUGUUGUACCAUUGGAUGGCUGAAAACAAUCAUUUGGAUGGAAAACCAACACCGAUCCUCACUGAUACGGCGAUGCACUGUAUUCGAGUAGCAUUGAAGAUGGAUCCUGCACAACCACAAUUUUGGAAUGCUCUUGGUGUCAUUGCUAUUCGUGGGUCUCCGAAGACAAGUCAAUACGCUCUUGUCAAGGCUAUUGAGCUCAACAGCAGAAGCGCCGUACCAUGGACCAAUUAUGGCUUUUUAUGCCUCACACAACAAGAUUACGAACUUGCCAACCAAGCGUUUGAUAUGGCACAUGCUCUGGAUCCUGAAUACAUCUCUGCAUGGGUUGGCCAAGCCUAUGUUGCAUCAUUAUGGGGAACAACAGAUGCUGGCGCUGUAUUUCAACAUGCCUUUGAAUCCAGCAAUGGCACAGCCUAUGAUGCAAGCUAUGGUUAUGCCGAAACAACGUUUUCACGCUUGUCGAGUCUCCCACGAUAUGAUAGUAGUGGUGUCAACUUGUUGAUCUCGCCAACAUUUGCAUUGCAAAAGCUGACGGAGCAAAAGCUGGAUGAUGCACAGGCAUUGAAUUUGCUUGGUUUGCUGCUAGAGCGAUUGGGGCAUUACGAGCGGGCUGUUGAAGCACUUGCUGGUGCUGCGUUGGCACUUGAGGCACAAGCUGAAGAAGGACGUAUCCCUGACGACAAUAUUCUCAAGCAACGAAUGGCGAUGGUUAAUGCCAACUUGGGACGAACACUAUGCGCUAGUGGCAAUUUCCAAGAUGCUAUCACACAUUAUGAGAAUGCCUUGGAGCAUGGAGGUGAAGGACCAUCACGAGUCUACUGCUUGCUUGGAGCUGGUAUUGCCUACUACUUUGAAGACAAGCUACAAGAAUCACUUGAAAUGUUUGAAACGGCAUUGAAUGAAACCGAAUCGGAUGUUGAUCUUCGCAUGGAUGUCACUGUAUUGCUGAGCAAAGUAUUAUGGGCUUUGGGUGGAGAUGAACAACGAAAUGUUGCCAAGGACCAAAUGCUUUCGAGCAUUGCCGAUAAUCCAAGCUAUUUGCCUGCCAUCUUUGCUUUGUGUGUGAUGGGUAUUCUCCAAAAUGAUGAAACAUUGACUCAGGCCGCCCUGCAAGAAUUACGCAAGGUUCCUGCAGAAACAGCAUAUCAAGCUGACAAGGAUCAAAAGAUCUCGUGGCUGUUGUCUCGGAUGUACCAGUUACAGGAUGAUCCCGAGCAGGCGAUCCGGUCACUUGUCAAGGGUGUGCAUCAACUUCCAUGGAUGGCUAUUCUCUGGAGCCGACUUGCAUCUAGUGCUUUAUUAAAUCGUGACACUUCAUGUGCUACUACCAUGACGUCCACUGCUCUCAAGAUGGUUACCGCAUCCACAAGUGUAACGGCUGAUGCAAAAGCGGAGGCGUAUGAAAAUGACGCACAGACAUCGUUGACGGUGGAUCCAAGCAAGGCUAAACGCCAAGCUCAGCGAGCACUUUUGUUAGCACCUUGGCGCGCUAGUGCAUGGAAGACUGUGGCACUCUCAGUUACAACUACCGCUGUCGAAUCAUCAUAG
Molecule: messenger RNA, 4140 nt
Organism: Lichtheimia ornata
Lineage: Eukaryota; Fungi; Mucoromycota; Mucoromycetes; Mucorales; Lichtheimiaceae
Exons: 16
Coding region: 1-4140 (1379 amino acids)
Cellular component (GO): Ski complex
Molecular function (GO): protein binding
Source: RefSeq, a predicted model, not a curated record